Rotaria sordida is the source of this 1041-nucleotide messenger RNA. The record is from the annotation of a GenBank genome assembly. Lineage: Eukaryota; Metazoa; Rotifera; Eurotatoria; Philodinida; Philodinidae.
AAGCAUAACACCUAAAUCCAAAGAAUAUUCAGAAGAUUUUCGAAAAUUGAUAGUCAAUCGCUAUUUAGAUGGAGAUUCAUUAGGUGAUAUUGCAAAAUACAUGACAAUUUCGCGAGCAACAGUUCAAUCGAUUGUGAAGAGAUACAAAUUAUACAAAACGGUAAAAACUUUUCCAGGUCAUGGAAGAAAAAAAAUAACAACGAAAAGAAUAGACGAUUUUAUACAAAGAACACUGCUCUCUGGUCGAAAAAAAUUGUCUGUUGCAAUGAGAGUAGAGUUGUAGAAUUCAUUAGUUGUUGAAAUUUCUACGACAACGAUUAAAUAUCGGAUGCAUGAAAUUGGAUACUGUGGGCGGGUAGCACGAGAAAAAAACCAUUGAUUAAUGAGCUUAACAAACGAAAACGCUUGGUUUACGCAGGCAGACAUAUCGAGAAAGAUGAUCGGUUUUGGAGAAAGAUUAUAUGAUCAGAUGAAUUAAAGUUCAAUUUAUUUGACUCUGAUGCUAAGGUUAUAGUGUGGAGAAAGGUCAGCUAAGAAUUUAGUUCGAACUGCAUAGUAUCAAUGAUAAAAUAUCAUGGUGGUAAUGUCAAAGUAUGAGGAUAUUUUAGUAGACAAGAUGUGGCUAACCUGGUGCUGAUUGAUGAAAUUUUAACAGUUGAAAGAUAUAAAGAUAUUCUAGAAGAGAAUUUAUUUCAGUGGAUCAAGGAAAUCGAUUUAGGGUCAAACUUUAUAUUUCAACAAGAUAACGAUCCUAAACAUCGAUUAUCUGUUGUAACAAAAUGGUUGGAUAAAAAAUAUCUUAAACGUUUAAACUAGCUGUCACAAAGUUCUGAUUUAAGUUCUAGAGAACAUUUAUGGAUUAUACUCGAUCGACGUAUUCGACAACGUAUUCCACCACCAAAAAAUGCACACGAAUUAAAAGAACUUUUGGUUGAAGAGUGGAAUCAGAUUGGAAGCGAUAUAACUGAAAAAUUAAUUGAUUCAGUUGAAAAUCGUUUACAAGAAUGUCUAAAUCAAGGACGAUUUUCAACUCGAUAUUAA